Porites evermanni is the source of this 4517-nucleotide messenger RNA. NCBI's taxonomy places the organism in Eukaryota, Metazoa, Cnidaria, Anthozoa, Scleractinia, Poritidae. The record is from the annotation of a GenBank genome assembly.
CUUAAAAGCUGCGAAGAGACUUCAACACGAAGACGCCAGCUGGGAAAGGAGAAGGCUCCGGCGACUGGCAGACAAGCUCCCAAAAGGUACGCGAGUGCUCCGCCAUUAUUAUUAUUUUUUAGUGCAUGAUAAUUUUUUCUUAAUAACUUUUACGAAACUGGCUGCUGUAUUGAAAAAUCCUCUACAGUUCAAUAUUCGAUCACAGUAGCACUUAACAUUGUCAACAUAUUCAAAUAUUUUUGAAACCAAUCAGUUACGUACUCUAUAAAGUAAUUGGACGAUGCCAAGAUGAAAAUGUACUCUGAGAUUUGAGCCAUAAAUGCUUGGUUAGUUGUAGCUUUUGAUGAAGUCGACAUAAAAAAAGAAACAAAUAGUGCGAAUAACUAGCUAGUCGACCGACGUGGUCAGUCACCUUACUGUAAAAUAUGAAAAUAUAUAUUCAUGUAUGGGGCUAGUUGUUUCAGUUUUCGGCUAGCUGUUUACUGAGUCCUUGCUCUUGGUACUGACAGUUGAUAGCUGGGUCAUCACUAACUUUUUCUUGUUUUUCCUAAAGCAUUACGUUAAUUUUCGGAACAUGUUCAAGCGCAUUCAAUUUUAACGAAAUAGCCUUAACUUAAAUAGAUGGUAAGACUGCCUUCGUCAUCCCUCGACUUUUCAGGAUGAUCAGUAAAUAUUGGAUAUACUACUGUUCAUGCACGAAUCAAAGCUUUUUAUGUUCUCUAAACCUGAGCUUUCUUUUUGCUACGCGUUUGCUUGGAGAUUCAAGAACGAUGAAAACUCUGUUGUUAAACAGUACGGCCAUAACGACCGUCAAUCUAUUUGCUCAACAUGUUCUUGUUGUCAUAGUGCUUACAAUAUCAAAGAGCCCUUUUAAGGGAAAAAAGAGAGCUUUUAGCAAAAUUAAAGUGCUCUUCAGUGAAUUUGCAAAUUUUUGCUCAUCUAUUUAAACUGAUUAAGCUUUUAUCUCGCCAGCUGUAUCGCAUAUCUCGGCAACAAAUUAAAUAAACCUAAUUCGGUAACUGAAAAGUAAAAGUGUGUAUAUGUUUUUAAUACUUUAUUAGCUAACACUAAGCUUUUAGCUCGUCGGAUGAGGAAAUGGCCCGUGCUCCAUUUUUGACAAACAGGGCUUUUAACAUUGAUAUGGAUAAAUUAUUGUGUUAUAAACUUUGAAAUAUUUUGUAUUUUAAGCCGAGAAAUGUAUUAGAAGAUAUUUGGCAAGUCAAUUUUCACAUCGCAAUAGAACCCUGCUAAUACGACCAUCGCAGUGCUGAUAGCCAUGCAAAUCUGGUCGUAUAAUUAAAUGGGGUAUAUGAUAUUUUUACAUCGUCAUACAGUCACAUUGUAAUAAGCCUUUUCUAAACGAGAAAUACGUGUCUCGCAAACCCUCGCGGAACCGACGGAGCGCUUAACUUUUAGUGUCAAUUUGUCUGGAAAAUCCGUUUCCUUUGCUCUAUAUAAGUCUGAACUUCUGCUAAAUUUGUUAUUCUUGGUAUGGAUUCGAUAUUUGUUAAAGUGUUUUUCUUUGUAAGUAAAAUUCUUGCUUUUAGAGCUAGGCCCUCUUUGCUACUCUCCUUUACAAGUCUGAACUUUUGCUUAAUUUGUUAUUCUUGCUAUUCUUGCGAUAUUUGUUAGCGUGUUUUGUUGUUGUUGAAUGAAAAUUCUUGUCACUUUUGCGAUUUGUGCGAAAUUUGCAGGCUUCUAGAGGACCUUCUUUACCUUUCUUCUUUAUAUAAAAAAAGUCAAAAUUUUUGCUAAAUUUUUAUUAUUGUUCUUAUUCUUGCGGUGCAUUUUGUUAGCGUUUUUGUUGUUGUUGUUGUUGUUGUUGUUGAUGUUAUUGCAACAAAAUAUUCUUGUUACUUUUUCAAUUUUUGCGACGUUUGCGGACUUCUUUAGGACCUUCUUUACCUUUUUCUUUAUAAGUCUGAACUUUUGCUUAGUUGCUAUUCUUGUUAUUCUUGCGACUUUUAUCAGGUUUUUUUUGUUGCAAUGAAAGUUCUUGUUACUUUUGCGAUUUUUGCAGACUUCUUUUCAUUAGAUUUCUGCAAGCAGUUUCUAUCAAACAUGUUUUUUCUACAGCUUUCAAUCCUUGUUGAAUUUGUUAUUCUUGCUAUAUUUGCUAUUAUUUUUCUUCUAUACAUUUCUGACAACAGUUUCCUUAAAUCUUUUUUUGCCAAAAUUGCGAAGACAAUUUGUUAGCAAUUUUUUGCGACAGUGCUCAAUCCUGGACAUAGGUGUGUACUUCUAAAAACCUUUGUUAAGGGAUGGAAUAUAACAAAGGAUCUAAGUGUCACUAUUUCUCAUUGGUCUUUUCAGUGUCAACGGGUUGGUCUUAAACCGAGGUUUCACAUGGGCACUUUAAGACUAACCAGUGGCUGAUUCAGACCUUCAGAUAAGGGGGGUGGUCAUCCAGACCCUGAGAUAAGGGAGGGGCGGGCCCCCCGGGCCCCUCCCCUUGAUCCACAACUGCUAACUCAUGCUCUUUUGAACCACGGGAAAUUGAAAUAUUUUCCUCCGUUACCUCGCCUGCCGACCUGAUCUGCCUUGAUUGAGUCUAUUCUACUAUUUCCAGUUUUCCAUUGACAGACAUAAAACCUUUCUCUUUUAGGUAAAUAGAAUGACAGCGCUAGCGUCUACGUUUGCUCCGACAGUCACUGUUAAAGUUUACAAAAAUGGGAACCCCAACUUUCUGGGCAAGACGAUGGUCAUCAACAGGCGUCGCAUCCGUUCCAUGGAGGCUUUGUAUGAUGAGAUCACCUUGCGUUUAUCCGCGUUCAACGCCGUGCGAAAAAUUUGCACGCCAAUCGGUGGGCGUCCCGUGCAAAAUCUUGAAGGCAUUCAGAACAAAAGCGUGUACGUAGCUGCCGGGAGAGAAGAAUUUAAAAAGCUGAACUAUGCAGAUCUGGGUACCUUGAAGCCACGCCCGCCCCGAAAAGGGAACUUUUCCCCCAAGAAAAUUGUAACCGAGGGAAGACAUAAGAUGGAUUACGAGUGGGGAAAACGCGAUCUGAAAAUCUUACACGUUUUCUGUAAUGGGGAUGUUUUCAAGCCAAGUGUGAAAAUCGUUCUUCAAAAGCGGCUGCAACAGAGUAUGGAACAGAUUUUGAACAUUGUACAGGACCAUGUUCUUUUGGCGGCAGCCAUUGCUGCGUUGUAUACAAUUGAUGGAAAGCUUGUGUUUACUCCUGGUGAGCUGGUCACUGGCGGACUCUACGUCGCGGUAGAACGAGGUAAACCUUUUAAGCGUGAAAAUUACGGUGGAAGUACCUUUGUGUCGAGAAGCCCUAGGGCAGCAUUUUUACCCCCAAUCGGCAACGGACAAUUGAUACAAACCGGGGCGCAACGUUUGACGAAAAAACAUGGAACUAGGAAAAAACGGCAAAAAACGAAAGCUAAUGGUGAAAGCAAAACCAACAGACAAUCAAUUGAUCAAUCAUUUGAUACGAACGUCAUGUCCGUUACAUCUCCAAAUGACACUAAUCCAAUCUCUUCCCCACACCCUCCAAUCUCUCAUGCUCUGCUCCGGGCUAGUGUAUCUCAGGACCUUGAGAGCGUGAAUAAUUUCACGAUAUCGUCUUCACCACCUAGAUGGCUAGAAGACGACUCACCUAUACCCGAAGACACAUCCUUAGAAAAGACAGAUAAUGACAAAGACGAAGGCUUCAGGGUCGGGAGCGUGUUUAAGGCUAGCGGUAUGCUACAAGAGGAAGCGGAUGAAAUAAAGGAUACGCGCCAGACAAAGAAAAAGAAAACGCUUGAUUCACUUCCGGCGGAAGAAGUUAUGGAGGAAGUUGUUGAGCAAAUUGACAACACUGGGGCGACAAUUUCUGACGAAAGUCCCCGUAGGGAUGAUCAAAGUAAUGACGAAGGUGAAAAUCACCUUGAAAUCACAGAUGAUUCCAACGUUGAACAGUUUGUCGGUGAAGUGAUUCAGAGUCAGAUACAGGUUUUGCAAGAUAAUGCCCCUAGAGAUGAAUUUAAUUCGAAAUCUGAAGCUGAGUCUACUAAAAAGAACACAAGUUCUGGCAAACCGCGAAAAGAGAAAAACCAAGAAAAGAACGAUAAGUCUUCAUCAAAGUCUAAAGCUCGUAACAGCAGAGGCAGCAGAGCAAGCCAUGACGCAACACCGAGCAAAACAAAGAAGUAAUGUAGCAUUAUGUUGACGGAGACGAAUGGUAUAAAAAUAAGAGCCAGAGUUACUCCUGCAGAAAAAUAAGCCUCAUCACCAAUUCUGAAAAAUUUGAUGAAGAUAUUGAGGGAAGUAAAGAAUGGGGUAAAUCCAAUGAGGAUCGAAGCAAUGCUUCAAUGGGUAUCGAAAAAAAAUUCAGAUCACAAAACAUGCAGAUAGUUGAUGAUUCAAUAGGCCAGUUCCGAGUUCCAAAAACUGUCACUUUCAAAACGUGGAUAAGUGCCAAACCUUUCUUGUGAACUGAGUUUUAUUUCCAUGAGAAUAAAAAAACUGUUUUGAUAUCAAUGGCUUCGCACUUUGCCUCGCUUUCAAACAGAGGUUUGAGGUAACU